This is a messenger RNA of Sinocyclocheilus anshuiensis, 1049 nucleotides long. RefSeq lists its product as uncharacterized. The transcript has 5 exons. The coding region runs from base 111 to 890 and encodes 259 amino acids. The record is from RefSeq and is a predicted model, not a curated record. NCBI's taxonomy places the organism in Eukaryota, Metazoa, Chordata, Actinopteri, Cypriniformes, Cyprinidae.
AAAAAAACUGUAACAUAUUCACUUCUGUUACUGCAGGACUUGUGGGGAGAUCUUCGCAGUGAGUGUAGCACAAGGGGGCCCCGCACCGAAUAAAAAAAAAAAAUGGUGCUAUGACUACAUCUGCACAGGAACAAGACAAGAAUGAAAUGUCCAAAGACAAUGUCACCGAUCCAGAACUCAUAGAGCUUCCUGAUCAGGUUGAUGCUGCAGGCACAGAUACAAUAGCAGACCUGUCUGACAGAAUUUUAGCAAGCGGGUAUACUGGGCCCAUUAUCCGUGAGUGGAAGAAGGCCAUUACAGAUGCCAUCGCUCUGCACUCAGCAGUCUGGAUAAUUCCAAUGUUACAGCAGGUCUGUGAUGGGUUGAAGCUGUAUAGCUUCCAUGACUUACUCACAGAACACAGUGAGACCUGCCAGCAGCUCUUUGUACCUGGACACUUGCAAAAAGUUGACGCGGAAUUCCUAGAGCUUGCCAUGACUCCAAUAUUCAGUGAGGAAGGAUCACUAAGGCGCCACAGGGAGUGCCGCAUCAUCAACUUUUUGCAGGACUUUAUUCAAAAGUUGGAGGAUGAAGAAGAACUUGCUGCUGCAGAAAAACAGGGAAUGUGCAACAGAAGUGCUGAUUUUAUCACCAUAUGCAAAUUCUUUCAGUGGCUAACAGGCCAAGCACACAUCCCACUGAUUGAAACUCAGAGAAAGGAGUCUAAAAUCUGCAUUGAGUUUGACCACGACUGUGAUGCACGUUAUGGCGAUCACAUAAUUUGUUAUCCAGUCAUCAAUGCUUGUGCGGUGUCCAUCACGUUCCCAACAAAACACUUGGGAACGUACCAGGAGUUUCAAGACAUAAUGUCACAGGUAAUAAACAACAGCAAGGAAUUUGGUCGACACUAGAUUGUAAUGUUGUUAGUAAUUUAGAUGUGUAGUAGCAAAACCUGAAACAAGUAACAAAGGUUCUAAGAUUGUUAUGACAGCAUUUACCAUUUAAUGAUUUUGUGUUUACCAUUUAAUAAUUAAUUAAUUUAGUAUUUCACAAGGUAUCUUUAACGUCUG